AUGACGAGGAGACGGAUUUUGUAUAACAGUAAGCACAAGAUGGUGUCAACAAUGCUGAGCGGCGGCGACGAUGGUGAAACUACUGACACGGCGAAACCUUACACUCCGUGGAGACUCGGCCUAACCGAAACGGGUCUGUUUAGCAGGACAGCAGGCUUGGAGCUGGAAACUGGUAUGACGAAAAGUAACCAGAGCGUCGUCUUCGUCCACAAUGCAGCAAAAGCUCCCCGGGUCGCAAUACUCUCUACGCGAAAGCGAGGAUUCGAUAGAAGGAAACACGUUGCUCAAACUAGGCCCUACGAUAUUGGAGCAAAACAAACUCGUGGAAACCCAGCUCGGUUUUCUUACAAAAGGUGGCUGCACAGGAAUGAGCCACUUAUACAAGAAAAGGAAGCUCUGCUCUGCUUGAAAUGUUAUCAUCUCUAA
Schizosaccharomyces japonicus yFS275 is the source of this 426-nucleotide messenger RNA. RefSeq lists its product as hypothetical. The transcript has a single exon. The record is from RefSeq and is a predicted model, not a curated record. Lineage: Eukaryota; Fungi; Ascomycota; Schizosaccharomycetes; Schizosaccharomycetales; Schizosaccharomycetaceae. Bases 1 to 426 code for a protein of 141 amino acids.